UACGGAAGUAGCAUGGGAUUUUAUUACUAAGCAACAGAGAACCGGCGAAUUAGUAAAACGCGAUUAAAUUACACCAUGGACUUUAACCGCAUCCGUAGAACAAAUGCCAAAUAAGCCUUCGAUUAGACUCUGCAUUCCGCAGCCGUUGUAGUGAUACAGUGAGAAGUAAUUUUCUGUAUGAAUUCCAGCAGGUUACUUUGCCAUGAAUAACGUUACCUUUAAAGACGCCCCUUUGGCUGCGACAGAAAUGCAUGCAAGUGAUCACCAAAAUCACGACUCUCACUGUGGAACCGAUGUGGCCCGUGCACGAUGGGCUCUUCUGCGACAGGUGCUGAAACAGAAGCAGCUCGACAGUUCAGAUGUUCAGCAGGUGUCAGUUCGGAGAUUCUCCUCUUUUAACCUGUUCUCCAGGAGCAGAGGGACUCCCCCAGAGACGGAGGACCAGUCUGACGGCCAGUGGGUGGAGUACAGAAGUGCAAUCUUUCCCCAGUACAGUGCCUUACUCAGAGACAAUCUCGGCCCCAUUAGAGUGGAUGAGGUUCUCAGCAGCUUUGACAACACGGGAAAUGUCUGUGUCUGGCCUUCAGAAGAGGUGAUGGCCUACUACUGCCUGAAGAAACGCCACAUGUUUACGGGCUCCUCGGUCUGUGAGCUGGGUGGAGGAAUGACAUGUCUCGCCGGCCUCAUGAUUGCAGUUUGUGCUGAUGUGAAGGAAGUGCUGCUAUCUGAUGGAAACGAGAAGGCAAUUCAGAAUGUACGCAGCGUAAUUGAGAGAAACAGACGAGAAGGGCUCUUCCUGUCUACCAACGUGUCAAGCAGGGUGGUGAGAUGGGACAAUGAGGCUGAUGUGUCUUCUCUGGAGGGUCGCUUUGACGUGGUGAUGUGCGCUGACUGUCUGUUUCUUGACCAGUACAGAGGCAGUCUGGUUGAUGCACUAAGAAGAUUACUGCGACCUGAUGGCACGGCUCUAGUAUUUGCCCCUACCAGAGGAGACACACUGGCAGAAUUCAGCCGACUGGCAGAGAGCGUAGGCCUGAGAGUGUGCCGCUAUGAUAACUACGACUCACACUUGUGGGACCUUCAUCUAAAGAUGCAGCAAGAGGGAAAGGAGGUGUACGAUCAGAACAUCCACUAUCCUCUUCUACUGACUCUUACACACGGGUCCAGUCCAGCCCUGAUCUGACCUGAUCACCACUGGGCAAAGCCAUCUCAUGCCAGGCUGCCUUCCUGUACCGCCCACCCCGCCUGUGCCACUGUGUGUGUGGUUGUAUGUGUGGUUGUAUGUGUGUAUGUCUGUGUGUAUGUGAGAGCACCAGGGCUAAGCGGCCACUUAUCACACUCCUCAACUUUUUUUUUUUUUAACUACCGUGUGUGUGUGCUUUGAAAAACAAACUAUGUAGGUGAGUCACUGUGUGUGUUUGACCUGUUUACUGUGCAACACCAGUGUGAAAUGCGUUCAAUGGGAAUGGAGAACACAUCCCUCCCUCUCAUAAUAAAAAAAGAAGCUGCUGAUGUGACGCUCAGAUAUGAACUCAUUCAAUGCUUGUGAGGACGCGUGAUAUCAGAGAUGAUGAUGAUUCAGGGCAGAACCUUAUGAUUUUAUGAGUUUGACUCUGGAGGCUGAUACGGCUAAUCAGGCUGGCCUCGUAAAUGAGGCCGUCUUGAUCAUGAGAUCUCGUUAUUGUAAUGAUACCAGCUCUCAGUUCACCGUUAGCCACUGAUUCUGUAUUUACACUCAAAGGUUGAUUCUGACACCAAAGGUUAGGAGGGUUGAGAUGGAUUCUGCUGCUGCGCUGAAUGUUAUUUGCUUCACUGUGAAUUGCUCUCACAUCGAAAACUGAAAAGAUAUGACAGAUCAGGCCAGAAUUGCUGAACUGAUGUCUUGACAGUGUCACUAUACACUGCUUUACUGGUAAGACCCGCAGCACUGUUCUUCUUUAAAGAGAUAGUUCACCACAGAAGUGAUGAUUAUGUUGUUAUUUACUCAUUGCCUGUUUACAACUGAAAUUAAGAUGCAUUUUUGACAAGGCAGUUGAAGUGGAUGAUGCUAAGGGCGUACUCACACUAUGUACAGUUGCCUUGAACCAGGCCGAAGCACGCUUGUCCCCCCUCCCGUCUCCCCCGACAGCUCGCACUCAUAUUGCAUUCGCGCCUGAGCGUGAUUACGUCAUGUGCUGUUCAGUAAGGAGCGCUCUCGCUCAGCACAGUGGAGAUUUCUUUAGUUAUACCAUUUUAGUGGUUUUGGAUGCAUUGACCUGCAGUCAAAUAUUUCGCCGAACAGAUCAGCCCCUUCUGACGCUCAUAAAGAAUCAUAAAGCCCUCGUGCUGCAGGAAUUAGGAGGAUUGCUAAAGGUGCAGCUGUCGUGCAGUGAGGGGUUUGCGUCUUUAAUAAUCUACGACAGUUUGCGUUCAUUGAACAGUAAGAAUGAUUAAUGAAUCCAUACGAAACAGUCCCUUAAAAGUCACAUCUCAUCUUCAGUUUCGGGCUCAGGCGUGCUUUGCACUCACACUACAAGCGUACCGCACUAAAGUCCAAGUAAACUGCACUCUGGCACACCUAUUCCAACUGGGCCAGGGCCGGCUAACUGAACCGUGCCUGAGCCCGAUUCAGAGCAUUCACACUUCUCAAAUGAUCCGGGAAAUGGGCCUGGGCGUAGUUCGGAUAGCAUAGUGCGAGUACGCCCAAAAUUCAGGUGUGGACAGGGUCUAAAAGGAUUUGAGCCUUCUACCAUUUUCUACAUCUGAUAAUAAAAAAAAUGAGCAGAUUGCUUUUUAAUGUGAAUGUUCAUUUGGUUGAAUGCAUUCAAACUAAGAAUUAAAGGGUAACACUUUUUAGUUUAAUGUGAGUUGUACAAACAAGUAACAAUACAUUUAUUACUGUAUUUGUUAAAGGGCACCUAUGAUGAAAAUCAUCUUUUGUAAGCUGUUUGGAUAGAACUGUGUGUAGGUAUAGUGUGUCCACAGUCAUAUUGGGGUGAUAUAAAGACAAUAAGUCUCUUUUUUUUAACUUUCCUGAUGUUAAAAUAGGCCCACCGCAAUGUUUGAGGCCCACCGCAACGUGACAUAAGAGUGCGGUUUCCCGCCCACCGAAUUGAUUGACAGCUGCAUAUUAAUAGGUGUCUGUUGUAACACGUUUAAUCAUAUCCACAAGACAGGAUGUCCGCAAAUUAACUGGGAUUAAAAGAUCUGUUCAGCUCGCUGUGAUCAUCAACAUCAUCAAAUGUGAUCAAGAAUCUGUUUUACAAGUUUAAAACGUUUUUGAAAUGUUUGUAAUAUGUUACAGUGAUAAUAAAUUAUAGCGAUUUUACCGUCUGUAUCACCAAAGCUGCAUGUGAGUACAAUUAUAAAAAAAAUGCUUCAAUCCCGGUUUGUGGACGUUAAAUCAGGUUUAUUUUGUACAUUAACAUAACAGAUAUCCAUACAGCAGUGGAUAUUAACCUGUAUCCGGUCACAUUUGCCAUGCAAAAACAGUGCAAAGUUAAAUGCGCUCUGUGUGUGAGUGUGUUUGCAUGAACUUUGUAACAACAUUGCAAAGACUUGCAGAAAGACUUGAAUUAACUCCACAACUAAUACAUCAAAUAAUCAUUGGGAAGUUCUUACUGUAGUAUUUCUCACAAAUGUUACGUGAGAUCUGCUUCCUUCAAGUCUGUCACUGUGCUGUUUAUCGGACACAGCCGAGGCAGAGAUUGAGGCACACUCUGACAGGGACAUGGCAGCGGCGGGGUGGAGAACCAGCAUUAAAGGCACAGCCAACAAAAACAGCUAUUGUACUCAGAGCUGAAAAUUAAAUAUUCUGAAAGUUAUAAUAAAUAAUCUGAUGGGUGUUUUGAGCUGAAACUUUACAGACACAUUCUGGAGACACUGAAGACUUAUAUUAAAUCUGGAAAAAGAAAUAAAAUAGGUCCCCGUUAAUGUUAGUUAAUAAAAAUACAGUCGUUCCUUGUAAGUUCUUUAACUCACAGUGCAUUAACUAAUGUUAACAAGCAUGAAUUUGGAUGAUAAUAAUACAUUAGUAAGUGGUAAAUUCUGAUUAAUAAAUGCUGUAUAAGAUUUGUUCAUAUAUAGUUCAUGUUAGUAAAUACAUUAACUAAUAAUCCUUAUUGUUAAGUGUGACCAAAAGAUUCAAUGUUUAAUCAUCACUAUGGGACAUGUUGUAAAAGUCCAGUAGACAUCACAAAUAUAUUCAGUUUAUUUUGUUAUACCUGUUUCUAAGAAAUCCACUGUGUUCAGCCUAGUGUUUGCAGCCAUCAAAGGAGAAACUAAAGGUGUUGCUCUCUAAAUUGUUUUACAUUAUCUGAUAUUUAUAUUGCAUGAGUUUAUAUUACAACCUUAGAUUGAAAGAUAGAAAAAAAAUAAUGUGCUCAGCAUAUAUAAGUACACCCCUCACAAAACUAUCUUUUAAAUUAAUGUUUUUAAUAGGAAGAUACAGUAUACAAUAUUAUAUUUGUGAAUAUACAUUAGAUUAGUCAGUACUGAAGCCAAAUCUGGAGCUUAUCUAACAAAAUAACUUACGAUAACAGUCCAAAAACUAGUACACCCAAAUUUAUGUUAUAGAAAAAUAUUAAAUACAAAUUUUAAAAAGAGGAAAAAUCAAGAGAAGCUUGAUAAAUUUAGUUUAAAUUUAAUUUAUUUUGCAUUACUUUGCUUGAAUUUAAUGGUAUUAUCUUUCAAUUUCUAAAUAUGCUUGGUGAACGCAACCUUUUUUUCCUAAAUAUAUCUUUAAUAAAUCUGUUUUGUUUAAAUGCACCAAAAUACAUUGCCUAUAUUCACUGAGAAAUUGAUCAAAAUAAUUUUUUUCAAAAUGGGGUGUACUCAUUUAUGCUGAGCACUGUACAUGCGCUUGCUAAAAGAUCCUCAUCAAUGAAAUCAAGAAAACUAAAACCAUCAGGUGUAAUCAGUGAUGUUUUCCUCUUGUCUACUUGUCAUCCAAUGGUCAAAAAUGCAUCUUAAUACCUGGAGUAAAUAGAGCCUCACUAUCUCUUUAAAAUCAAUUUUGUUUUAUUUUUAUCUUAUUAAAACGAAUGUGCUCUUUUCCUUGCAGUAAAAGUAAAUAAAGACUGUAUGCAGCAUUGUUUAUAGCAGGGGUCACCGGUCUCGUUCCUGGAGGUCAGGUGCCCUGCAGGGUUUAGCUCCAACUUGCCUCAACACACCUGCCUGGGUUUUUCAAGUAAGACCUUGAUUAGCUUGUUCAGGUAUGUUUGAUUAGGGUUGGAGCUAAAAUCUCGAGGACACCGGACCUCCAGCAACAAGUUUGGUGAUCUUUGGUUUAGAGUAUAAAGGCUUAAUUUUUUUUUUUUUUUUUUUUUUUGCACUCAAAUCCUUUAAAUUGUGUAAAAUAAUGUGAACAAUGUCCAUUUUUGGUCUUUUUUUUGCAACCUGACACUGAUUACCAACUACUUUUACUGCAUGGAAAAGAGCAGCUUGAACACUCGGCUAGAAAUGUUUUUAUGAUCUAUGGAAGAAAAAAAAAUAGUAGUAAAAAAACUAAAAUAAAUAUGACUUAGUUUGCAUUUUUAGAUAUACUAGACCUUGUUCACACUUGUUAUUUCUUUAUCUUGGUUUGUUUGGUCUGGUCCAUAAAUGGAAAUGUUACAUUUAUUCCUGGUUUCCUUAAUGUUUGCACUAUACGUCUGUUUGUUUGUUUGUUUGUUUGUUUGUUUGUUUGUUUUAUUUUAAAGAAAUGCCUUCAAUGACAUAAUUCUUGGCUUAAGAAUUUACCGAAGAUCCUAAACAAUGUUUUGUGCUUUUAUAGAGCUUAUAAAGAGUAUAAAAAGAGUCAAACAGCACUAGGAAUACCUCCGCCUCAUACAAAAAACAAAUCUGCUGCAAGAGGUGUUUCUGAUGCCUGUAUUGAGCAACACCAGGAUUUUCACAUGAAAAAAAAACAGCCUUUUAAUAGCCACAUCUUUUGACAACAUAUUCUGUUUCUGGUUUGUUUGAAUGUGUUUGGUCUGUGUUGCAGUUAUAUUUCAGUCAAACUACUCAAUGGACUGAGCCCUAAACAUUUUGUAGUUUCAGUCUGUUUGUUAGUUCAGAGUCUAUUUAAUCAAACUAAACAUUGACAAGUGUGAACACCAAAAGUCUGAACUGAAUGAACAGGAAACAAUGUUUGUUUUUUCUUUCUGAUUUGUGGUGUUUCUGUUGUAUUCAGAAGAGUAUUAUUUUGCUCAAAUAUUAAACUCUAUAUCUAUUUUAUGGAUUCUGUCGGCUAAAUCUGUUAGUUGAUUUUGUUUGUUAUUCUGACACAGGGCUUUCUCACAGUAACCUUUUCUCCACUGUUGUUUUGUGCUGGUGGUGAGCCGGUGACGCCUCAUUCAGAGCUCUUUGGGUGGUUGUGAAUUGUUCAGGGCUGUGCGCUUCUGCACUGUGAUUACAUUUGUACAAAACACGGAUGAGUCCAAAGUGAUUGUUUCUCACUGACACUGCAGGUGCUUGUAACGACUGUGAUUAAAUCAUUGUUUUCAAUC
Molecule: messenger RNA, 6467 nt
Organism: Danio aesculapii
Lineage: Eukaryota; Metazoa; Chordata; Actinopteri; Cypriniformes; Danionidae
Gene: camkmt
Product: calmodulin-lysine N-methyltransferase
Exons: 11
Coding region: 203-1183 (326 amino acids)
Cellular component (GO): cytoplasm
Molecular function (GO): calmodulin-lysine N-methyltransferase activity
Source: RefSeq, a predicted model, not a curated record